CAACAGUGAAAAAAUCCCACUGCUUUACGACCUCUGUCCACAGUGCAGACAGACCUAAACUCCUCUCUCCGACCGGACCUCUGUUUCGUUUCAUAGUUCCACACAAAAAGAAAAGAGGGAACGCAAAUUAUAAGAAAAUAAAAAGAAAUGAUUCUCCAGAUUUGUCUGAAAAAUCCCAACAUGAACAUCUCUCUCUCAUCAUCCAUCUCCUACUCUCGUCCCCUCCCAUACAAAGCUCCGAGUUUCAGCCUCAGCCAAUGUUCCGUAAACCACAAUCGGAGGCUUAGGCUCGGGAUUUUCUGUUCCAUAUCCCAAUCCCAAAUCCACAGCUAUGGAACUGUAGACUAUGAGCGCCGUCCGAUGGUGAAAUGGAAUGCCAUCUACAAGAGAAUAUCGCUCAUGGAGAAACCUGAAUUGGGCUCUGGGACUGUCCUCAGCCAGUGGGAGAGAGAGGGAAGACAGCUCUCCAAAUGGGAACUUUGUCGCGUUGUUAAAGAGUUGAGGAAGUACAAGCGCUUUGACCGUGCUCUUGAGGUGUAUGAUUGGAUGAACAACAGAGGAGAGCGGUUUCGGCUAUCCUCUAGUGAUGCUGCAAUUCAAUUAGAUUUAAUAGGCAAAGUCCGUGGUAUUUCCAGUGCUGAAAAUUUCUUUUUGAGUUUGUCGGAUACUUCAAAGGACAGGAGGAUAUACGGCGCCCUGCUUAAUGCCUAUGUGCAGGCUAGAAUGAAAGAAAAGGCAGAAUCUUUGCUUGAUCGAAUGAGAGGUAAAGGUUAUGCCAUACAUUCACUCCCCUUUAACGUGAUGAUGACACUUUAUAUGAACCUCAAGGAGUACAAGAAAGUUGAUGCAAUGGUUUCAGAAAUGAUGGACAAAAACAUUCAGCUAGAUGUGUACUCGUAUAAUAUCUGGUUAUCCUGUUGUGGAUCGCAGGGGUCUGCUGAGGGGAUGGAACAAGUAUUUGAACAGAUGCAACAGGAUAAAAGCAUUAAUCCAAACUGGACCACAUUUAGUACAAUGGCUACAAUGUAUAUCAAGAUGGGGCAGUUUCAAAAGGCGGAGGAGUGUUUGAGGAAGGUUGAGAGUAGAAUCACAGGUCGGGAUCGGAUUCCUUAUCACUAUCUUCUUAGUCUUUAUGGUAGUGUUGGUAACAAAGAGGAGAUAUAUCGGGUCUGGAAGGUUUAUAAAGCAAUCUUUCCCAGCAUUCCAAAUUUGGGGUACCAUGCAAUUAUCUCAUCUCUACUCCGAAUAGGUGAUAUUGAAGGAGCAGAAAACAUUUACAACGAAUGGUUGCCGGUCAAGUCAUCUUAUGACCCUAGAAUUGCAAAUCUAUUCAUGAGUUAUUAUGUUAGAAACGGAAAUUUGGAGAAAGCCACAAGUCUCGUUGACCACAUUAUUGAAGUUGGAGGAAAGCCAAAUUCAGCCACUUGGGAGAUUCUUGCCGCGGGCCAUACUGGAGAGAGGAGAAUUUCCGAGGCAUUGUCCUACUGGAAAGAAGCUUUUGCAGCUGAAGGAGCGAAGAACUGGAGGCCAAAACCUGUUAAUGUGUCCGCUUUCCUUGAUCUUUGUGAGCAAGAAGCAGAUCUUGAAUGCAAGGAAGUUUUGGUGGGACUGUUGAGGGAGGCAGGAUAUUUGAAAGACCAAUCAUAUGCAUCAUUCGUCGGUUUUUCCCAUGAAGCUAUCAAUGACAAUGGAAUAACAUCAGUGGAUGUUAGUUUUGAGAACGACAAUGACGAGAAUAAGGAUGAUGAAUCUGGGAUUCUUUUUAACCAAUUGCAGGGUAGUCCAUGAAAUGAUGAAAUGUCGACUAUUUCACUACACUUUCGGGAACAGAUUUUGCCCCGAGAUGCAUGCUUCAAAGUUUCAAAGUUCUCUUGCAUUGCAAGUAACAGUUGUUUAGCACUCGGGUUACAUUUCUUCUUGUAGCAGCCCCUAGCAAGAUAUGUGCAAAUUGAAACGAAAUCCUUCAUCCUUAUCAAACUGCUUUUAUUAGCAAAAAGGGCAGAACUUACGCCGAUAGAGAAUGGAGCCUAUAUCUAUUGCCUCUGUCCUAUUUUGUAUGCCUUGCCUUAGCACUUUUUUUUUUUUUUUUCUUUUUUUGAAUAGGUGCGUUGGUUAGGCCUUAAUAUGCAUCCUUGUGGUUUAUGGAA
This is a messenger RNA of Morus notabilis, 2147 nucleotides long. RefSeq names its product pentatricopeptide repeat-containing protein At1g02150. Gene Ontology annotation, cellular component: mitochondrion. Lineage: Eukaryota; Viridiplantae; Streptophyta; Magnoliopsida; Rosales; Moraceae. Gene Ontology annotation, molecular function: protein binding. Bases 148 to 1788 code for a protein of 546 amino acids. The transcript has 2 exons. The record is from RefSeq and is a predicted model, not a curated record.